GGUGAUUACGUAUGGAUUGAAUCAUUACCAAAUGAACAAUAUUCGUGUCCUGUUGCAGCAAAAGUUGUUAACGACCAUGGAAAGGUAAAAAUAAUUGACUAUUUUGAAGAAUGGUUGACCCCGAAUCGUCGCAUGCGAUUAAUGCAUGCAACUUCAAUUCAAGGAGUUGAAGAUAUGAUUCAACUUGAUGAUCUUCAUGAGUCCAGCGUUAUGAGAAAUCUUUAUAUAAGAUAUUCGCAAAAGCUUAUUUAUACAUACACUGGGUCGAUAUUAAUUGCAAUAAAUCCAUAUAUGGACCUGCCGAUUUAUACGACUGAGCAUAUUCGACUGUAUAGAAAUCACCGAAUUGGUGAGCUACCACCACAUAUUUUUGCUAUCGCUGAUAAUGCUUAUAACAAUAUGCGAAAAAAUGGAAAUAAUCAGUGUGUCAUAAUCAGUGGAGAAUCAGGAGCAGGAAAAACCGAAUCAGCGAAACUAGUUCUACAGUUCUUAGCAAUGAUAUCAGGCCAACAUUCAUGGAUUGAGCAACAAGUGCUGGAGGCAAUACCAAUUAUGGAAGCCUUUGGAAACGCGAAGACAAUAAUAAACGGUAAUUCGUCACGUUUUGGCAAAUAUAUCGAUAUUCAUUUUAACAAUUCUGGUUCAAUAGAAAGCGCUCAAAUUGAGCAUUAUUUAUUAGAGAAAUCCCGAAUUGUGAGCCAAGCAAACGGGGAAUGCAAUUAUCAUAUUUUUUAUUGCCUUAUAGAAAAUUUAAGCGCAGCCGAGAAAAAUGAAUUGAACUUAAAAACCGUUGGAGAUUACUACUAUCUCAAUCAGAGAAAAACUCUAAAGGCUGAAAGGCAUAAUGAUGUACUUGAUCUUGCCGAAAUCCGAUCUGCAAUGAAAAUAUUGAUGUUUCGAGACUCGGAAAUUUGGCUUAUAUUUCGUAUUUUGGCCGCUAUACUUCAUAUAGGAAAUAUCAAAUAUAGUGAUUCAGUAAGUGUGCACUGUGUUGCAAAAUUAUUACAGUUGGAUGUUCGAUCUCUUGUCGAUGCACUGACGACAAGAAGUUUAAUAACACGAGGUGAACAAGUAAUUACAUGCUUAACACCUGAGCAAAGUCUUGACGUUCGAGAUGCCUUCGCAAAAGGAAUUUAUGGACGAUUAUUUACUUACAUUCUUAAUAAAAUUAAUGAUACAAUGUAUAGAAAAAUUGGAAUUCUCGAUAUAUUUGGUUUUGAAAACUUUAGCACAAAUAGCUUUGAACAACUUUGCAUCAAUUACGCUAAUGAGAGUUUAAAACAACUCCUCAUUAAGCAUAUAUUUAAAAUGGAACAAGGAGAAUAUGAAGCUGAACGAAUCAACUGGAAGAAAAUCCGUUUCGCCGACAAUGAAGACGUUUUAAAUAUGAUAGCAAUCUCUCCAAUGAAUAUUCUUUCGAUAAUUGAUGAAGAAAGCUUAUUUCCUAAGGGAACUGAUCAAUCUAUGCUUGAUAAGCUACAUGCCCAUCACCAAAAAAAAGGAUCCAUCUAUAUAAAACCAAAAUCAAACCUAAACAAAUCAUUUGGGAUUGUGCAUUACGCCGGUACCGUCAUCUAUAGUAGCAAAGGCUUUCUGGAGAAGAAUCGUGAUAUAUUUUCAUCUGAUUUAAUAGCUCUUAUACAAAAUAGCAAAUUCAAGUUUCUAGUAAGCUUAUUUGAUUCUGAUUUACCAUAUGAUGCGAUGGCUUCACAUCGUCGCAGACAAACAACUGUUGGGAAUCAAUUUCGAAAAUCACUUGAAUCUCUUAUGACACAGCUUACGCAAUAUGAACCACAUUUUAUUAGAUGCAUCAAGCCAAAUGAAACGAAACAUGCGCUGAUAUUCGACAGGAAUUUGGUCAGCAAACAAUUACGAUAUACAAGUAUGAUGGAAACGAUUCGUUUUAGGAAGACAGGAUAUCCUGUACGAUAUGAUUAUGUAGAUUUCGUUCAGCGGUACCGAAUGUUUGUCAAAGAAAUCGGUUCGCCAAAUAAAGAGGAUUGCUAUAUCGUUGCUCAAAAAAUUUGCCGAUCGAUGUUCGAUGCUGAUGUAGAUUAUCAAUUUGGUGCGACAAAGAUAUUUUUGAAAGAAAAUCAAGAUCGAUAUUUGCAACAGGAGCAUGAUCGGAUGCUUAAUUUGCAUGCGACAACUAUACAAAGGACAGUUCGUGGAUGGAUAGACAAAAAGCGUUUUGUACAUAUGAGGAUGGCUGCUAUCAUUAUUCAACGAUAUUGGCGAGGAUAUAUAUAUCGCCAGCGUUAUAAGCAGAUAAAAAUUGGUUUCACGAGGCUUCAAGCCGUUUUGCGAUCUCGUCAACUCGUUCUGCAUUAUAAAGGCAUCAAAGAAAUUAUUACACGGGAAUCCAUUUCUUCAAAGAUAUCAUUUAUGAAUGGAGACAUCGAAAACGAAGACCUGAGAGGAUAUCAGUUUUAUAAAUUUGCCGCUACUUAUUUCCAGCGUCAAGCAACAGCUGAACACAUCAAAAAAAUUCUUCGAGUCCCUUUAUUACCACACGUCGACGCAAAUGAUCAUUUGGCUUCACUUGCUGUUUGGGUCAUCAUUUUAAAAUUUAUGGGAGAUCUCACCGAACCAACUUAUUCUCCUACAAACUCUGUGGAUUCAGUAGUGAGUGUCUUGAUCACAAUUAUCAUUUGUGAAAUAUCGACUAAAGAGUGGAUUAGUCUCUUUUUGGAGACAAUCGAAAACUAUAUUCCUUAUGAUUCUUUCCUUAACGAUCAUUCAAUGACAAAUUUGGAAAAACUUCAUUUUAUUAUUGGACAUGGCAUUCUCCGACCUGAUUUGCGAGAUGAAAUUUAUUGCCAAAUUUGUAAACAAAUUACCAAUAAUCCAUCGAAGAAUUCAAACGCCAGAGGCUGGAUAUUGCUAUCCCUCUGUGUUGGUUGCUUUGCGCCCUCCGAUCGUUUCAUUAAAUAUCUUUAUUGUCUUAUAAGAGAGAAUAUUCCUUUAGAAAAUACGAGUUAUUCGUAUUAUAUAGAACGUCGUUUAACCAGAACAAUAAAAAAUGGUACGCGGCAACAACCGCCAAGCUAUAUCGAAUUACAAGCAAUAAAAUUGAAAAGGCCCAUUGUAUUAGCCAUAACAUUCAUGGAUGGUUCGGUAAAAUCUGUAGAAGCAGAUUCAGCGACUACUGCUAAAGAGCUUUGCAAUGCCUUAUGCGACAAACUUGGCCUCAACGACAGAUUUGGAUUCUCCAUAUACAUUGCACUUUUCGAUAAGGUAUCAUCCCUGGGUUCAGGAUCGGAUCAUAUUUUAGAUGCAAUAAGCCAAUGUGAACAACAUUUUCGCGAACAGGGCCAACAAGAACAAAAUGUUCCAUGGAGACUUUUCUUUAGGAAAGAGAUUUUUGCGCCCUGGAACGAUCCUAUACAAGACGCUGUCAGUAUUAAUCUAAUCUAUCAACAAAUAAUCCGAGGUGUAAGGUACGGCGAAUAUCGGAGCACUAAGGAAGAAGAUAUAGCUCUUUUGAUUGCUCAACAAUAUUAUAUUGAUCAUGGUUUGGAAAUGAACAUUGAGAAGCUUGAAUCAUCUCUUAGUUCAUAUGUACCAGUGGAAGAAUGGAAAAACGCUGUCGAUUCAAAUAACGAACAACGUUGGCUGCAACUCGUAUUACAUGCUUAUCGUAAGCAAUUUUCUCAGAAUCAAUCCAGUCGAGAACAAGUGAAACAAGAAAUUGCAAAUUUCGCAAAAAACAAAUGGCCUUUACUUUUUUCACGAUUUUAUGAAGCAUAUAAAAUUAAUGGCCCAUCAAUUUCUAAAAAUGAGGUAGUAAUUGCUGUUAACUGGAUGGGUAUAAGCGUUGUGGAUGACAAUGAACAGGUUCUACUCGAACUUUCAUUUCCGGAGAUUUUCCAAUAUAUUGUUAAGCUAUUGUUUGAUUUGUUAUUGUAUUGUUCAAUUAAUGAUGAUCAGUAUACUUUUCUAGCACCUAAUGCAAGCGAUAUCAAAAAGCUCAUUGAUUAUUUUCUAGACGGUCUAAAGACAAGAUCUCAAUAUCUGGUAGCUCUCCAAAAUAAUCCUGAGGGCAGCGAUAGCUUGCCUUUCAUGCGAGGUGAUCUAUUGAUUCUUGAAGAGGGAUAUAAUGGAGCAUAUACACAAGUUAACCGAUAUGUGAAAGGUGAAAAUACUCGUACAGGCAUUCAAGGUAAUAUUCCUACAAACAUGGUACACAUAUUGCCGACUGUCACAAAACCUUCAAAGCUUUUGCAGGAACUAUUUUUAAAGCAGAUCAAUUUCGAAUCACCAAUGAAUCAACAAAUCGCUCUUAUAUCAAAAAGAAAUAUUUUUGCUCGCCCUUUUACACUCGAACAAUUUGCGGCUAAUAAUUUCAAGAAUAUCGAAGUAAAUAAUCAAGUAAAGAAAGUUAUUAGAUUUGGAUUUUCAAGAAUAUUAUCGAAUUUUAGAAAACUACUCUCCACUUUAGAAAUCAACCAAAACAGCGAGCCCUUACGAUUAAAACUUGAAGGCAAAAGUGAACCAUCUCGCGAAGCUAUCAUGGGUUAUUGUGCUAUUAUGAUUUACAUGGGCGAUUAUCCAUCGGAAAGGCAUUUCAUGGAUAUCGAUCUCACGGAUCAGAUUUUUCGAGGACCUUUAAAAUAUGAAAUUCUCCGUGACGAAGUUUACUGCCAGUUGAUUAAACAAUUGACAGAUAACUGCAAUCCUAUAAGCGAGGAAAGAGGUUGGGAGCUGUUUUGGCUUUGCGUUGGACUUUUUCCUCCAAGUCAAUCACUCCUUAAAGAAGUUAUGCAGUUUUUAUUCACAAGGCCAAAUUCAAUUGCGAUGGAUUGCUAUACAAGAUUGCAAAAAACUUUAAAGUCAGGAUGUCGAAAAUUUCCUCCGCAUCAAGUGGAAAUUGAAGCUAUUCAGCGUCGAACAACUCAAAUUUUUCAUAAAAUUUACUUUCCUGACAGUACAGAAGAAGCGAUUGAAGUGGAUGCCUCAAUGCGUGCUUCUGAGUUCUGUUCUAGAAUCGCUAAUCGACUGUGCUUGAAGUCUUCAGAUGGAUUUUCGCUUUUCGUGAAGAUGAACGACCGAGUCAUUUCGAUGCCAGAUAGCGAUUUUUUCUUUGAUUUUGUACGCCAAUUAUCUGAUUGGGUAAAGCAAAGUCGGCCUAAUACUAACCGUGCCUUUGUAACCUUCGCAUAUCAAGUAUUUUUCAUGAAAAAGUUAUGGAUUAAUACAGUUCCCGGUGAUGAUCGAAUAGCUGAUCUCAUGUUUCAUUUUCCUCAGGAACUUCCAAAAUAUUUGCAUGGCUACCAUAGUUUAUCACGUCAGCAAGCAAUUGAUUUAGCCACAUUGAUAUUGCGUGCAAAAAUUAGGAAUGAUAAACCUGUAUCGCUAAAUCAACUUGCAACCAUAAUACCAGAAUUGGUUCCUCGUGAUAUGUUGAAAGCCUAUAGUUGCGCAGAAUGGAAAAAGCAAAUUAUCAAUGCUUAUACUGGAUCUAUCGAAAAUUUAUCGCCUGAUGACGCCAAAACUAUCUUCUUGAAAUACAUUUCCUCAUGGCCAACUUUUGGUUCUGCAUUUUUCGAGGUUAAACAAUCAUCCGAUCCAUCAAUAAGUGAGCAAGUUUUAAUAGCUAUUAAUAAAACCGGUAUUAACUUAUACAAUGCAAGUAAUAAACAGUUUAUCGUCAACUACCCAUUUCAAUCUCUUAGUAAUUGGACAAGUGGAAACACUUAUUUUCAUAUAACAACUGGCAAUCUUAUGAAAGGCAAUCGCGGUAAUCGUCUCUUAUUUGAAACCACACUUGUGAGUUUUUUUCUUUUAUCAGAAAUUUUAAGUACAUUUCAUCUAUUCAAUGACAAUUUGUGCUAUUAA
Dracunculus medinensis (Guinea worm) is the source of this 5838-nucleotide messenger RNA. NCBI's taxonomy places the organism in Eukaryota, Metazoa, Nematoda, Chromadorea, Rhabditida, Dracunculidae. The record is from the annotation of a GenBank genome assembly.